AUGCCUCGUUCUUCUCAAAACAAAAUAGUUCAGAUGAAUAAUUCAGUCAAAUUGAAGCAGAGAGCUCAAUCCGAACUAAUUGCUAGUACUUACGAUGAACCAAAUGUUUAUCUGCAUCCACAAUGGUCUAAUAAACGCGUACCAAUACGGCGUGGCUAUUGUCAAAACGUUCUCGAAAUUACCCAAAAAGAAAACCCAGGAAAAGUGGAAUCAGCAGGAUCAGUUGAUUUUGUCACUGCAAAUUGUCAGAUAUUGACAAAUCGAACAGAAGGGGAGGAUGAAUUCUUCUUAUGUCCCGACAUUUUAUUCCCUUGGAAUCGGGUCAUCGGCGUUAGGCACUAUCAAACAGAAGUUUCGGCAUGCCCAAUUUGUCUCGAAGGCCUUACAGCCCCUCGAAUGGGCAGAUGUGGUCAUAUAUACUGUCUUCCCUGCAUAAAGCAUUGCUUGCGCGACGGAAGUGAUUUCAAUAAGUGUGCUGUUUGUUUUAAACAAAUGGAACUGAGUGAUUUGCGCAGAGUAUACAUUAUUCCUUCGGCCGCACUAAAUGUGGGCGAUAGAGUUACUUUUACAUUGAUGCGUAGACCAAAACAAUCUAUUUUCCCUAAGGUUGUUUGCGAUACAGGGAAGCAGCAUAGAUUUUUAUCCCGCUUCGAUUCGGUGGAUCUUAAGGAACAGCUUAUUCAGAUUGAGGAGGAAAUUAAGGCCUUGGAGAGUUAUGCGAGAGAUUACGAGUUCUAUGGUUCUUCUGAACUCUCGAUGUCUGCGAAAUCCAGUAUCCGGAAGUUGAAAAGUGAGAGGAAAAAAGUGCAUUGGGAGAUUGAAAAUGUCCCUCCAUCGGAUUUUACGAUGGAUGUUGAGUCAGAUAACAGCUAUGUGUACUACCAGAUGAUUGAUGGAAAUGACGUGUAUCUGCAUAGUAUUAACUGGAAAUGCUUGCUGGAGGAUUAUGAUGUGGCUGAUUUGCCCCCAGAGAUCUUUGGAAAAGUUGUUGAGGUCGAUACAUACACCAUGAAUUUGGAUUUGCGUCGCCGAUAUGGUUAUCUGAAGCAUCUUCCCCUCGGCCGCACAUUCUCAAUUGUGGAGAUUGAAAUUGAGAAUCCAGUGAUAUCUGAAAAGACUCUUGAAAAAUUCUCUGAAAGUAUUGCUCGUCGUUUGCAGAUUCGUUUGAAUCGCCUAGAACUAGAGUUGGAAUUCGAUAUUGAGAAGGAACGUGCUGAAAACUCCUAUAAUAACAAUCUUGACCCGAAAUCGCGAAUCGUUGGAUGUGCUAAGUUGGAGGGAGCCUCUUUCACCUCCGAUGACUUUGUUCCCUUGGAGGUAGCUAGUGCUUCCUCGUUCUCAAUUUCACCUAAAACGCCUGUUUUUGCCAGUUCAUCAGCGGCUAGUUUAAAAACGCUGGAGUCAUCGAUUGGAGGAACUUCUAGCAAAGGAGCUUGGUCCAAGUUUUCCUCAAAUCCCCUAAGUAUUGAAUCGGAUUUCCCACCUCUUAAAGCUUUAAGCGGCUCGACUCUGGAUACUGCGCAACCAACUCCUGGCAAUCAAAGUAAAAAGCGCCGUCGAAACAAACGGAAGAAUAAAUGUGCAGAAAAUUCCUUUAAUGAUUCUAAUCUUCUAGAAAAAGAAUAG
This is a messenger RNA of Rodentolepis nana, 1626 nucleotides long. Lineage: Eukaryota; Metazoa; Platyhelminthes; Cestoda; Cyclophyllidea; Hymenolepididae. The record is from the annotation of a GenBank genome assembly.